AUGCAAGCCAUGCAAACCGAUCAAGUGCAACAACAACAACAACCACCCAUCACCCCCAAGACACCAAAGUCUGCCAGUCAAAUGUUUCCUCCAGUUGCUACUGGUAAGCCUAGCACUGAUCAGAAUGUACCAGCAUUUUGUAAGCAAUACAAGAUCAUUUCAAAGAAUCGAAUCGGAAAGGUUGUUUUAAGAGAAUUUGAUUCUAUUGAAUGUGAUGGAACUGUUGUUAUUGAAGGCUUUCCUUCUGAGGAGGGUAUGACUGCCAUCAUGACUGCAAAUUAUAUCAUCAAACAACUUCAACUUCCAUUGGUUGGUGAUAUUGUAUCUCCUUAUUUCACUCCUCUUGGUGUUGUAAGAGAUGGAUUGCCUUCUCAUGGUAUCAGAAUUUAUGGAAAUAAGAAAAUUGUUGUCUUUGUUUCUGAAUAUGAAAUUAAGGAUCCAGAAAUUCAAAAUGACAUCAUUGAUGCUGUUUAUGAUUUUUGUCAAAGACAUCGAUCAAAAUGUCUCAUCUCUGUGGAUGGAUUAGAUGUUGAUCCAACUGUUAAAAAACAACCAACUGAUGACAUUAAAAUUGGAAUUCAAUCUUCUGCUGCUGAAGAUGAGGAUGAAGAUGAAGAAGGAGAUGAAGGAGAAGAAAUGAUGAGUUUUGAAGAUGAAGAUGCUCCAAAAACAACUGAAGAGCUUUUGAAACUUUUAGAACAAGAAGAUUACAAGGAAAAAGUAUGGUAUGUCACAAAUAGUGAACACUAUGCAAAGAAAUUGCAAGAAAUGAAUGCAACAGUUGCUAUUGAGGUUGCAUGCACUGGAAUUAGUGGUGGAAUCUUAGCUGAGGCUCCAUUCAGAGGAGUUCCAGUGUUGAGUUUGUUUGCUCCUCUUAACAAAUUCCUUAAAAUUGGUACUCGUGCCAGUAUUACACUCAUUCAUGCUCUCAACAAACUCAUGAGUGAGGAUCAAACCAGUAUUUUAAUUGAUACUUCUGAAUUGGACAAGACUGCCAAAGAAUUGGAAUCCAAGUUGAAGGAUGUUUUAGGCAAGUUGGCUCCAGGAGCAUUGGGAGAUGAAAAGACUCCAACAGGAGCAUUCCAUUCCAUGUACAUGUAA
Molecule: messenger RNA, 1101 nt
Organism: Naegleria fowleri
Lineage: Eukaryota; Heterolobosea; Eutetramitea; Acrasida; Naegleriidae
Exons: 3
Coding region: 1-1101 (366 amino acids)
Source: RefSeq, a predicted model, not a curated record